AGAAUAAUCAGCCCAUGGGUGAAUCCAUUGGUGGUUGUUUUGAGCAGUGGACCUUCCAAUUUCUCCUUUUUCAUUCCACCAGGCAGUUUGGCUUCUGAGUAUAAGACUGGUCUCCAAUUUUCUCCAUAUGCAAUCAGCAUUGAGAACAUGAUCAUUGGCUUUCAUCGAUUCAGCAUGGGCUCUGUCAACUCAGUCAUAAUACUUGAAGAGGGCAGUCCUCCGCAGUUGAGAGCAGUCAUGAUGAGCUUUAUUUGGUUCUUCUUGGGUCUGUCAGAAUUUGCUCUGAUGCCAUUCUUUUUUCAUCCUGUCAUUGGAAAAUCGAAAGUAAUGUCAGCUUUGGGCAAGAAGAGAGCUAUCCUGGCAUCAGAACAUAGGCAACUCAUUACAUCAAUCCCUGGAUCCAAAAGACUUUGGGAAGAUUCCCUGAGAUCACCUGGGGACAGUUUGCCAUCCUCUGGAAGGAACUCAGAAGAGGAUGAUGAUGAAACUACCACAUUUGAAGAUGGGAUCAACCAGAAACUGAAUCAUGAUAUUCCAUAUAUAGGCAUGGAAUGUGGUGUUGUGGCUGCCUUGAAGAACAGGAUUAUAGCAAAGGAUGCAAAUUUUUAUCCACAUUGGAUGGACUUUGCAGUCAGGAGUGGCUAUUCAGCUGAUGUGAUUGUAGAAUGCAAGGCAAACCUCAGCCUUCUACUUCUAGGCAUUCCCAUCUUUUGCUAUGGGCUGGUUUACAAUGUGAAUGGCACAUAUUUUAUUGAUAUGGCUUUACGGAUGAAUGGAACAGUCUCAGAUACAAUGACUAUAGAACCAGAUGUCAUGUACAUCACAAACCCUGUGCUGAAUCUUUCAAUAGUUGUGCUGUUGCUAUUUUGGCUAAAUGCAAAACUUCAACAGUGGGACAUCUUGUGUGACCUGCUGCACAAGCUACAAACAGAUCCAGUGGUGCCUGGUCAGGGUGAGGUCAUGCACAUGCUGGUGAAUGCCAUGGAAGCUCAAGUUCAAGUAAUUCAUCUGGAGAUGGAACCAGAACCGAGAGCCCUUUUCAUAAGGAAUAAACUCAAGCAUCUGCCUGAUGAUGAUCACAGCUGGAUUGAUCCUUUCAGCUGUAUCCAUUACAUGCUUUCCCAGGAUAACAAGAAGCACAUCUUUGAGAUUGUUGUGCCAUUUCAUCAGCUCCGCGCAUUCUAUAAUGGAACCUUUGUUGAUUCUGGUUUCAAGAACAUGAGUCCUCCACACUUGAGAGCAGCCAUGAUGAGCUUUCGUUGGUUCUUCAUGGGCAUGUCAGAAAUUGCUCUGAUGACACUCUUUUUGCAUCCUGUGAUUGGAAACUCAUUGCAACUCCAGGUUGCGUUGACCGCGGUUUGUCUGGCUGGUUUCUUGUUUCUUGGUUAUUUGGCAAGUAAAUAUGCUUACUAUGCAGAGAGGAGACGACAGAUCAUACUGUCACCUGCCACUGGA
This is a messenger RNA of Notodromas monacha, 1455 nucleotides long. The record is from the annotation of a GenBank genome assembly. NCBI's taxonomy places the organism in Eukaryota, Metazoa, Arthropoda, Ostracoda, Podocopida, Cyprididae.